Hemicordylus capensis (graceful crag lizard) is the source of this 1152-nucleotide messenger RNA. It is a transcript of the gene RAB17, whose product is annotated as RAB17, member RAS oncogene family. Gene Ontology annotation, molecular function: GTP binding; GTPase activity. Lineage: Eukaryota; Metazoa; Chordata; Lepidosauria; Squamata; Cordylidae. Bases 227 to 895 code for a protein of 222 amino acids. The transcript has 6 exons. Gene Ontology annotation, cellular component: endosome. The record is from RefSeq and is a predicted model, not a curated record.
AGUGCAAUGCUCAUGGUGACUGUCCAAGAGGGAAAUCAGUGGACCUUAAACUGUGGGUCAAUCUGUUGGGAAAGAGAGCUGAGUCAGUUUGGGAAAGGGGCUCUUCUUCACUUUGUUCUUGUUCCUGUGUCGUGGCUGACUCUGCUCCUCUCUCAGCCACCACAGAACAAAAGAGCUGAAAACAAUUUCUCCAAAAGAAAAGAAAAGAGCAACAUUUCAGGAGGAAAUGGCCCAGAGAAGAGUGGAAAAUAAAGACAGCAAUGCCUUCCUGAAUGCCCACUGCCCUAAAGAAUCUCAUGUUUUUAAAGUAGUACUUCUGGGUAGCAGCUCCGUAGGGAAGUCAAGUUUAGCCUACCGCUAUGUGAAAAAGGACUUCAGAGAAUCCCUGCCAACUGUGGGCUGUUCCUUCUUCACUCAAAUUAUAAGUGUAGAUAACACUACAAUUAAGUUUGAGAUCUGGGAUACUGCAGGCCAAGAGAAAUAUCAUAGUGUCUGCCAUCUGUAUUACCGAGGAGCUAAUGCAGCUGUUCUGGUGUAUGAUAUUACUAGGAAGGAAAGUUUGGAGAAAGCAAAAGUGUGGCUGAGAGAACUGGAGAAGGAAUUCCUCCAGGAUGAAAUAAUCAUAGUUUUGGUUGGCAAUAAACUAGAUCUUUCACCUUCCCGAGAGGUCACAUUAGAGGAGGCCAAGGAAGUUGCAAAAAGAGAAAACAUAUUGUACAUGGAGACAUCAGCAAAAUCCAAUCACCAAGUGACAGAACUUUUCAUGACUCUUGCUCAUGAAUUGUUAAAACAGGAGCAACAGAAAAAGAAGCCACUUCAGACGACACAUUGGAAGAAAUCACGUGUUGAUCUGCGAGAAACAACUUUUCACCAAUCUAAAUGUUGUCCGAAAUAAAGCCAGGCUGUGACAUGAGAUGCUGUAUGUUGCUGUGAUUGCUGUGAUCAAUAAUGGAAGCUCCUGUGCUGGUUUUCAUGACACUCUCUUCCUUUUUGCUUUUAAUUGUUAGACUGAGGAUGUUAAAAGUGAAAAUGGGGUUAGGAAAUAUUAGAAAUCAUUUCCAAAUAAUUUGUAAAUGCAUUCAAUACGUCAUCACUUUUGUAUCUGCAUGUAAUAUAGGUUAUCAAGAUAAUAAAGAAAAGGCAAAAACAUUA